AGAGAGAGAGCGAGAUCAUUUUGCGAGGAAAGAAAAAAAAAAAUCAACCAACGCAACAAACCACGAGUCGGACGCUGACGAGUCGGACGUCAGUGUACCGUUCAUGAUAAAUCAUUUGAUUUGGGAUUAACAAAGCUAUAUAUUCGGAGGGUCUCAAGUAGUUUGAGCGAAGUCAAAGCGGCGGCUGGGGAACCCAUAAUAAUCUCGGGUUGCAUAAAUUACCUGAGAGCAUAUUAAGGCUAUUUUUUUUUCCUGAAUGAAUUUACACCGUCCGAACUAAUUUUGAAACAUUAUGACUGUGUUUGCGAAAAUUUCGAAUUUGACAUUAGCCCGCAUUAUACGUAAUCGAAUCCGUUAAACAGAACACCAGCGCAAUUCUGUUUUUGGAUCCCUCGCGACCUCCCUGAAAUGUAACCGCUUGUCUACAUUAGCUGGUUGCUGGGACCGCAGCUGUUCGAAAUUACGGACAACGUUUGGUCGUCAUCUGGAGUGGAACACCUGGUGCAGAUUUAUCCACAGGAAGGAGGAUGGAGAUUCUGCAGGUGAUGGAGGAGAUGUGUCGAUCAUCGCCGCGGGGUCUGCUACUGGCGUCAGUGUCUUUGUUGGUGGCCGUGCACCUGUGGCUCUGGAUCCAGCGAUGGAGGAACGCUGACGGGCCGCCGGGUCCGUUUCCCUGGCCAGUCAUUGGGAAUGCUGUUCAAAUGGGUAGCGCACCGCAUUUCUACUUCAGUCGCAUGGCGGAGAAAUAUGGCGAGGUCCUUCAAAUUAAGCUUGGCAGCCGGACAGUUGUGGUGCUCAAUGGCGAUGCGAUCAAAACGGCCCUCGUCAAAAAGGGAGCCGAUUUCGCAGGAAGACCCGAUUUCACCUCUUUUCAAUUUGUCUCCAACGGCAAGAGCAUGGCUUUUGGAAACUACAGCGAUUGGUGGAAGGCACAUCGAAAAAUUGCCCAAACAACUGUCCGUACAUUCUCAACAGGCAAUGUGCAGACUAAGAAAGUGUUCGAAUCUCACGUGCUGUGCGAAGGCAGAGAGCUGCUGCACCUUUUCAUGAAAAUGACAAAUGAGAACAAAUAUUUUCAACCGCAUAAGUAUCUGACAGUAUCCACUGCAAACAUAAUGAGCGCUGUGUGUUUUGGGAAGAGGUACUCCUACAAUGACGCUGAAUUCCAGGCACUGGUCGGUAGAAAUGACCAAUUUACCAAAACAGUUGGUGCUGGAAGCAUCGUGGACGUCAUGCCUUGGCUCCAGUAUUUCCCAAAUCCAAUUAAAACCAUCUUUGAAAACUUUAAAGUUCUCAACCGGGAAUUCUACGAAUUUAUCAGUCAAAAAGUCGCUGAGCACCGAAAAACAGUUCAGUCACGCACUGUAAGAGACAUGACUGAUGCAUUCAUUCUGGCGCUUGACCAUGGUUUAACCAAUUCUGCGGGAGUGUUCUUGGACAAAGAAUACGUGCCACCCACGGUUGGCGACAUAUUUGGGGCGAGCCAAGAUACACUGUCAACUGCUCUGCAGUGGAUAAUUCUGAUACUUGUUUCCAGACAUCCAGAAGCAACUUCGAGAGGAGGUGGACAAGGUGGUGGACAGCAGCCGGCUGCCCAGCAUCGAGGACCAGCCCCGGCUGCCCUACGUCAUGGCCUUCGUGUACGAGGUCAUGCGGUUCACCAGCUUCGUCCCCUUGACCAUCCCUCACUCCACCACUACCGACACCUCCAUCCAGGGCUACCGUAUCCCCAAGGACACCGUGGUCUUCAUCAACCAGUGGUCCGUCAACCACAGCCCCGACAAGUGGGUACAACCGGAGGUCUUCAACCCCAGCAGGUUCCUGGACGAAAGCGGGGCCCUGGACAAAGACCUGACCAGCAGCGUGCUCAUCUUCUCGCUGGGGAAGAGGCGCUGCAUCGGGGAGGACCUGUCCAAGAUGCAGCUCUUCCUCUACACCACCCUGCUCAUCCACCAGUGCCUGUUCACGGCCAACCCGGCCCAGCCGCUCAGCUUGGAUUUCCAGUACGGCCUGACCUUGAAACCCGUCGCCUUCACCAUCGCAGUUCAGCACAGAAACUCUAUGGACCUGCUGGACACUUACAUGCAACAGCAUGCCAAUGCAGAGGCCAGCGGGGGAGCAGAAGCGUCAUCAGAACAGAACUAAUCACACACACACAGAUACGCACACUCAUGUAUGCACGCACACACACACGCACACAGACCAAUUACAAGACAAAAAUGAAGGUCAAAGGAAAAAUUAUUUUAUCACUGAAGUAUAAUUAUGUGCCAUCAGGUUUCACCCUGCUCAUAAGAGUAUAGAUAUGUUUGUUUAUAGAUGCAACACUCAGGCAAAAUAGAUUCUUAUAUUUUUAUAUAUUUUCGCUUUGUCACUUUGUUGUUGUCACCAUCAGUGAAUUAAUCUUUUGUAUAUUUGAUUAUCAGUUUAAAUUAGAGUUAAUAUACAUGGCGAGAUAUACAGUACAUGCACACUCACACUUAAACACACAUAUAUACAGAUGUGUGUGGUGUAAUGUUGUAUAUUCAGCUGCAUACUAUAUGAACAAUCACUCCUACAGGGGGUGGAAGAAGUUCACUGGGCAUUAAGAUAUUAACGUCGAGCCUGAACCAUGAUUGGUCAGCAUAGUCCGAUAGUAACUCUGAGCAAUGAUAGGCCACAAGUGGCACACACUUUAAGGCGAUAGUCAUAAUGAUAAUACUAAAUAUGAAAAUCAUUUAGUAUAGAUAUAUGAUGAGUAAUUUUGAUAAGUAGUGUACAUUAUAAUAUGAAAAUGUUUAAGCUAAUAUGUCAAGCCUCAGGGGAUACACAGCUGUGGUGUUCUUUGAGCAAGAAAAGGCUCUCACAACUGUCCUGAACUCAUUGGUGAUUUUUUAACAAGUAUAUACACACAGAAUGGCACACACCCAGAGGUUUGUGAGGUGCCCAUUAACGGAGUGAUAACUAAACAAAAUAAGAGAGUUGCACACUCAGGUUUUUCCUUGCGUUUAAUACAGGCACAAAGGCACAUCUUGCUGAAACAUUGGUAUUAAACAUAAGCAAAGGAGUGAGUGUGCGACUCUAAUUUUUCAAUCAAUUAAUUUAAUCAAUUUCACAAAGGAUCACUUAACUGUGUUUAAGGUCAGGUUUCUACCUUUUAAUCAUAAUAAGGGACUGGGUGAUGUUCAAUAACUUUGAUGACAGAAAAUAGAUCAAAGAUUGUUUUUAAGCUGCUACUUUCCAUUAAACUAAUUUAAUAUGAGGAGCACAUGUGGUAGGAAUCAGCAGCUGGUUAGUGAUGCUUAUUACAAUUGUCAGAAUAACAAACAUUACAAACAGGUGUAUUUUAGAGUGGGAGUACUGACCUGGGGUCAGUUUUGCCUUUAAGGCGGUAAGGGUUAGCUAUGGACAAGGGAAAACUGACCCUACAGUAGAUCACCACUCCUACUGUGAAAGGCUUUAUAAAAAUGGCCUGAGGACACUUAAAGCUGAUCUACUAUCCUCUCCUAACGCAUAGCCCAUGGGCUAGCACUGGGCAUAAACCAUAUAUUACAAAAUAUAUAAAAGUAUUGAGCAGAUCAACUCUGUAGCACACAUCUUUCAGAUGUUUAAUGUCAGAAACCUUUUCUUUUUUUUUGUGUCGAUGAUUCCAUGAAUGGUACUUAGGAUCAUAAAUGUAAUAACAGAGCAGUGGAGAGCUGUCUAAUCACAAAUCUCAUUAUGCGCACACUAAUAUACAAAAAAUGACAGAGUGAGAGGGAAAACAAUAAGAAUGCCAGUCUCUGAGCACUUUAGUUACCUUUAGUUCUUUUUGCAUCUAUGCCCUCGUUCUGCUGUUGUAUCUCACUCUCAUUCGCAGGCUUGCUGACUUUCCUCCUUUUACAAAAGGAAAUAUAUGAAUCAGGGAAAAUCAAAGAGAUGAUCCAGCUGUGGCAGGUGUUAGGAGAAGCAGAGAGGACAGAUUGAGAGCUCCCCACAGGGUGGUGUGUUGAUAACAGUGAAGGGAAUCUGUUCUCCUAACACAGCGAAGCACAUCUGUCUCAAUGUGGGAAGUCAUGUGGGAUUAUCCUCUUAAUACUGUCAGUACUUUAAGUGUUAUCAUUUAAUGUAAAAUAAACUGGUUGGACAUGUAGUUUUGACAUGCUUGAUGACAGCUAGUUUAAUUCCUGUAUGCACUGUCAGAAACAAUGCGCAGAAACUGUACCAAUAGGGGUACAACGGCUUGUCACUGGGGUACUACCCUCAAAGGUAAGCCCCUUACACUUUUAGAUGACAAUUCCAAGGUACAAACAUGACCCAGUGAGGGGACAUUAAUAUGAAUUGUACGUCAGAGAUGAAAAAACUGACCCCGAUUCUUUGUUGAAUGUUGGUUACCUUCUAAAAGGUGCACAAGUGCAGUAGAACUAUUCGGAAAAGCAGGCAAGCUGGCUGACAUUUUGUGCCAUUUCGAUACAGAGCAGUGGAAGGAUGGCUCCCCCAGGCUGUGUGUUGGGCUGUAUGUCACGGAGAACUUGGUCGGUGUCUUUGAACUGAUGUUUCAUACGUUUAUUGAAUGGUUUUACUCAUUUUAGAUCUAUAUUAGAUCACAGUUUUUUUUACCAACAUUCGCAAAGGAGGUUCAUGUGCUCCAUGCUGUUUUAGACACAGGUAUUCAGGCAUUUCUUGGUCUGUUUCUACUGCUGAUGAUGUGUAUAAGUUCAAACAUAUAAGAGGUUGCUCUGGAAAAAGUGUAUGUACAGCCUGUCAAUAAGUCUAAUUUAACUUGCUUGUCACAGUAUGAUAAUUUCUGCUUUGUAUAUUUUUGUAAUAAAUAUGUAAUAUAUUUGAUAUAACUUUGUUGUUAUAAGGAAUUUAUCAUAAUAUUUAUAGAACCAAAAAAGAUUAUCAUGAAUCACAUUUAUAACCUUUGGAAAUUUUAGGAAAAUAAACCUACUUUUAUUGUG
This is a messenger RNA of Conger conger (European conger), 4919 nucleotides long. It is a transcript of the gene cyp1b1, whose product is annotated as cytochrome P450 1B1. The record is from RefSeq and is a predicted model, not a curated record. The coding region runs from base 528 to 2300 and encodes 590 amino acids. Gene Ontology annotation, cellular component: intracellular membrane-bounded organelle. Gene Ontology annotation, molecular function: heme binding; oxidoreductase activity, acting on paired donors, with incorporation or reduction of molecular oxygen, reduced flavin or flavoprotein as one donor, and incorporation of one atom of oxygen; iron ion binding. The transcript has 4 exons. NCBI's taxonomy places the organism in Eukaryota, Metazoa, Chordata, Actinopteri, Anguilliformes, Congridae.